UAUAACAAAUAAUUUGAGUAAAAUGUUAAUACGACUGUCAUGCAUGGUUCUAUGUCUAACAGUUUCGCACUGCCUGGUUGAUCGUCCAAACAUCAUAAUAAUGCUGAUGGAUGAUAUGGGUUGGGGUGACGUGGGGAUCAAUGGAAACUGGGCUAAGGAAACCCCUUUUAUCGACAAGAUGGCAGCAGAAGGUAUGUUGUUCAUGAACUUUUACACAGCUAACCCGCUCUGUUCCCCCUCACGAGCAGCCCUAAUGACGGGGAGACUUCCUAUUAGAAAUGGAUUUUACUCAACAAACGCUCAUGCUAGGAACGCUUACACUCCUCAGACCAUUGUCGGUGGUAUCCACGAAUACGAGCAGCUCCUUCCUAAACUUUUGAAAGAAGCUGACUACAAAAGUAAAAUAAUUGGAAAAUGGCACCUGGGACACAGGAGACAGUUCCUUCCCUGCAAUAGAGGGUUUGAUGAGUUCUUUGGCUCAGGAAAUUGUCAUUUUGGACCAUUUAACGAUGUUAAAACACCCAACAUGCCAGUGUACAAAGACGACAAAAUGGUUGGAAGAUACUACACCAACUUCACCAUUGGAAAAAUGACUGGACUGUCCAAUGUGAGCCAAAUAUUUCUCCAGGAAGGUCUUUCAUUCAUCGAAAAGGAGCACUCUGAUGGAAAUCCGUUCUUCCUUUACUGGACACCGGACGCGACACACGGUCCCAACUAUGCCAGCCCAAUGUUCCUCGGGAAAAGCAUCCGAGGAAGAUACGGAGAUGCUGUGAUGGAAAUGGACUACUGUGUAGGCAAGAUCUUACAGAAGCUGAAGGAGCUAGGGAUUGACAAGAACACUUUUGUCUUCUUCACGUCUGACAACGGGGCAGCUACCUACAGAGGUUCAGCAGGCGGAGACAAUGGUCCUUUCUUGUGUGGAAAAGAGACAACAUAUGAGGGAGGGAUGAGAGAACCAGGGAUAGCUUGGUGGCCUGGUUCAAUCCCUGCUGGAACCAUUACUCAUCAGCUCGGAAACAUCAUGGACCUUUUUACUACCAGUCUAACUUUGGCAGGGGUAAAACCGCCUCAAGACAGAAUUAUUGACGGCAUAGACCUGUGUCCAGUUCUACUGGACGAGUCAGUCCCAGUGAUAGACAGGUCUAUAUGGUAUUACAGAGGUAACGAGAUGAUGGCAGUGAGGGUGGGCGCUUACAAGGCACACUAUUGGAUGUGGACUGGGUUCGGACAAGACCCACUGAAGUUCACUUUCUGCAGAGGCCAAUACAUUUCCAAUGUUACAGUUCACGACCAAAUAGAUCACACGGAUAAACCAAUACUUUUCAAUGUUAAUAGAGAUCCAGGUGAAAAGUAUAUCAUCGCAUUCAAAAGUAAAGAAUACAAAGCUGCCAUGGAAAUCAUCGACCCCAUCGUUAAAGAGCACAAAGCAAACUUGGUACCAGGAGUGCCGUCCCUAAACUAUUGCGAUGUUGCAGUGCAAAAUUGGGCUCCACCGGGCUGUGAGGACCUUGAUUACUGUUUGCCUGUACCUGAUUCUAAUCCCAAGCUUUGUGUGUGGGGUCACUGAUGCGAUAGAAGAGAAGUAACUGGGAAGCUACACAGAAAAAGCUUUAAAAUUGUUUUUUGAAGAGACAUUUAAAAAUGGGUGUAUUUUUGUUGAAGUUUUAAAUCGAGAUUUUGUUUAAUACGAUAAAAAUGUGUUAUGUCACUUUUAACCUCCGAAAAUAAUUUAUUUGUUUCAUUUAAUGAAAA
Molecule: messenger RNA, 1752 nt
Organism: Bolinopsis microptera
Lineage: Eukaryota; Metazoa; Ctenophora; Tentaculata; Lobata; Bolinopsidae
Product: N-acetylgalactosamine-6-sulfatase-like
Molecular function (GO): arylsulfatase activity
Source: RefSeq, a predicted model, not a curated record